Drosophila sulfurigaster albostrigata is the source of this 638-nucleotide messenger RNA. RefSeq lists its product as uncharacterized. The transcript is spliced from 2 exons. The coding region runs from base 1 to 537 and encodes 178 amino acids. Lineage: Eukaryota; Metazoa; Arthropoda; Insecta; Diptera; Drosophilidae. The record is from RefSeq and is a predicted model, not a curated record.
AUGUAUUUUACAAGCGCUUAUCAAUCAUUUUCAAUUAACUGUCAUUAUGUGGAUUUGAAAUAUACCAACUGGACAGACGAUCGCCCACGAUUUGUCGUCAAUAUGACAUUCUCCAAUCAAAAUGGCAUAGGAUCAAUUACGACGAUCAACGAGGAGGUUUCAUCCCCAAUCUCCAGUCUAUUAAUUGAGCAACAGGUUCCAAAAGAAAAGAAACGAGUCAUCUACAAUGUGACUACCAAAUUAUGUACACUACAAAGCAUAUUCAAUUCUGUCCCUCUGUUCAAGCCUGUCCAGGAAAAUAUGUUGAAGCAGAGUAACUACACAUUUAGCUGUCCGCUUAAGAAAGGAGUUUAUGUCAUGAGCAAUAUGCGCAUUAAUCCAAGAAACCCUCUUUUAGGUUUAAUGUACCAAGUCAAAGGUACUUUUUUCGUUAAGGGUGCUUUAUAUGCAGAAAUGCCCCAUGAUAUAUUACAUUCUUUGUCGACUUACUAUUUGACUGGCAGGAUUAUAAAAAAGAAUUGCGUUAAAAAUGAUUAAAUCUCAAUUAUUCUUUAACAUCACAUUUAAUCCCUUUAAAGCACUAUCUGUCUAUUAUGUAUUGUAAUGUAAUGCAAUGUAUUUUUUUCAAUAUGCUUAAA